Molecule: messenger RNA, 841 nt
Organism: Pantherophis guttatus
Lineage: Eukaryota; Metazoa; Chordata; Lepidosauria; Squamata; Colubridae
Source: RefSeq, a predicted model, not a curated record
UUUCUGGCCUCUCCAGAGGUUUCCAGCUUUUCCUCCAUUGCGGAGCCUUUUCUUCUCCCUCUUUCCUCCUCGGUCCCUUUCCAAUCCUUUUCCCUCAUGGAGGCCUCCCUGCCCGUCUCCCACCUUUCUCCCCUUCAGGCCGGAAUCCCCCAGAGAGCCCCCCGGAACUCCUCUUCUGACCGCCCGGCCGUUCGUGACAGGAUUUGGUCCCUUUGGAGGCCUCCUUCGAUCUCCGCGGAGCUUUUAGGGCGGCUGUUCUUCAGGGAGGCUCCAGAGAAGUUUUUCUCCGUCUCCACAGACGGUUCCUGGACAGGAAGGAGAGGAAGACGGAGAAAGAGCCGCCUGUGGAGACAGGAAGGCAUAGAGACCGGCCUUUCUUUUCCCUUCUCCCAAGCCCAUCCUCCCCGCUCUCGCCCUUCCCCCUCCAUUGCGCUCCUCUUUCCCGCCCUUUCUACAAUCCUGGCACUUCGCGCCAAAUCCAUCAGGGGGCGCCCUCCGCCAACGGAAGGGAACUCCAGGCGCUUCCCCAUUGGCCCACUGGAGCCUUGCCUCUCUAGGAUUUUGCACUCGCUCGCCUUAACCCCUGGAGCCCCGGAAGAGGCGGAGAGGCUGCGGGAGAGUCUAGCGGGGGGACAUCCAAACGUGCCUCGGAUACAGAAACUGGAAGCCAUUUGUGGUCUUUGCAAGGUAAAUUUUUCUCUUGAGGGAAGAAAAAGAGCGGAAUCCCUUGCAGGGAUCAAUCCUGCACCACUAGAAAUGGUCCCGUGAAGGAAAAGGCAUCUGGAGACCCACCAGAGUCCUUGGAACCAUUUGGAGUUGCUCUGCAGGACAGAGAAAGGAU